Penicillium angulare is the source of this 978-nucleotide messenger RNA. RefSeq names its product cyclin-dependent serine/threonine-protein kinase CDC28 (gene nimX). Bases 1 to 978 code for a protein of 325 amino acids. Gene Ontology annotation, cellular component: nucleus; cytoplasm; cyclin-dependent protein kinase holoenzyme complex. Lineage: Eukaryota; Fungi; Ascomycota; Eurotiomycetes; Eurotiales; Aspergillaceae. The transcript has 4 exons. The record is from RefSeq and is a predicted model, not a curated record. Gene Ontology annotation, biological process: regulation of gene expression; protein phosphorylation; G1/S transition of mitotic cell cycle. Gene Ontology annotation, molecular function: cyclin-dependent protein serine/threonine kinase activity; cyclin binding; ATP binding.
AUGGAGAACUACCAAAAAAUUGAGAAAAUCGGUGAAGGUACCUACGGUGUCGUUUACAAGGCCAGAGAACUUAACCAUCCCAACCGAAUUGUCGCAUUAAAGAAGAUCCGUCUCGAAGCCGAAGAUGAGGGUGUCCCUAGUACCGCCAUCCGCGAGAUCUCCCUCCUCAAAGAAAUGAAGGACCCCAACAUCGUCCAAUUGUUCAAUAUCGUCCACGCCGAUGGCCACAAGCUUUAUCUUGUCUUUGAAUACCUUGACCUCGAUCUGAAAAAAUACAUGGAGGCUCUACCCGUGAGCGAGGGUGGACGUGGCAAGGCUCUCCCGGACGGCUCGAUGAUGGGUGCAGACCUGGGACUUGGCGACGCCAUGGUGAAGAAAUUCAUGGCUCAGCUUGUCGAGGGUGUUCGCUAUUGCCACAGUCACCGUAUUCUGCACCGCGAUCUGAAGCCACAGAACUUACUUAUCAACCGUGAGGGUAACCUCAAGUUGGCUGAUUUUGGUCUUGCCCGAGCAUUUGGUGUCCCAUUGCGAACCUACACUCACGAGGUUGUUACACUGUGGUAUCGCGCUCCCGAGAUUCUUCUCGGUGGCCGCCAAUAUUCAACUGGUGUUGACAUGUGGUCUAUCGGCGCUAUCUUCGCUGAGAUGUGCACUCGCAAGCCGCUGUUCCCCGGUGACUCCGAGAUUGAUGAAAUUUUCAAGAUCUUCCGAGUUCUUGGUACUCCCGACGAAGAGGCCUGGCCCGGUGUCACCUCGUUCCCCGACUACAAAGCCACCUUCCCCAAGUGGAAGCGCCCGGAUGUACCUCUUGUUGCAGGUCUGGAGGAAGCAGGCCUUGCGCUUUUGGAGGCUCUUCUCGAAUAUGACCCUGCGCACCGACUUUCCGCCAAGCAGGCCUGCAUGCACCCCUACUUCCGACAUGGGAGUUCCCACUACUCAGGCCGUGGUGUCGGAGCCCCGCGCAAUGGGACUCACUAA